AUGAAAUUACUCAUUGCUUUCUCCCUCCUGAUUGUUCUCAUUGUAUUCCAGGAACAAAUUUCUUAUUUCUCCUUAAGUAUCCCUGGUUCUCCUGGCUACUAUCAAGAUGGGGAUUUUGUUAUUGGAGGACUCUUCUCCCUUAGAGUGACUGCUGCAGGCACUAGAAUUGUAUUUGACUUUAAUGAUACAAUGAAUAUACCGGAUAUUGUUUUUGCGGAUCUCACUAAACAUUAUCAGCACAUUUUGGCAAUGGUUUUUGCUAUAGAAAAGAUCAACAAGGACCCAAAUAUUUUAUUCAACACGUCCCUGGGAUUCUAUCUCUUCAAUGUUGACUUUACUGAGAGGAAGGCUGUGAAGAGUUCUAUGGCUUUGCUCUCAGGAGAGAGCCCCCCAAUUCCUAAUUACAGCUGCUGGCCUGAGAAGACUGACAAGCUGGUUGCAGUGAUAGGAGGCAUUUCAACAGCAAUAUCAACUCAGAUCUCCCAAGUUCUAAGUCUCUACAACGUCCCACAGAUCAGCUAUGGUCCUUUUGACCAGAGUCUUGGGACCAGAGUCCAGAUCCAGUCUCCUUACCAGUUUCCUGUGCACACUGCAGCUCUGCAUCGAGGAAUUGUUCGUCUGCUGCUAUACUUCACUUGGGUCUGGGUUGGCCUGGUGGUCUCAGAUGAUAUGACGGGAGAACUCUUCCUUAGGGAUAUAACAGAGGCGAUGACAGAUCAUGGAAUUUGUGUUGCAUUUGCAGAAAAGGGUCCAGUAUUUUCUUCUGUUGGUGCAGCAGACUGGCACCUUUUAAUGGAAAAAGUCACAAUGACUCGUGUUAUUGUUGCAUUUGGUGACACUCAUGAUUUUGUGAUGAUUGUCCCUCUCAUCAUUUGCUAUACUCCUUUUGGUAAUGUCUGGAUCACAAAUUCUGACUGGUAUAGCACUGCAUUACCCUUUAAACAAAAUCAAGUUUAUACACACUUUGGUGGAGGAUUAUCAUUUUUGGUUCACAUGGAUGAAAUUCUGGGAUUUAAGGAUUUUCUCAGAAGUGUUCAACCUAGAAAAUACCCUCAUAAUAUCUUUAUCCAGGAUGUGUGGUCCAUCUUAUUUGAAUGUCCACAUUCCUAUCAGCACGGAGUCAGGGAACUAAGUCAAUGUGAGCCAAAUGGCAGCCUGAACACACGACCUCUGCAUGCUUGGGAUAUGAAUACUUCACCCUCAAGUUACAAAGUCCAUGCUGCUGUGUAUGCCAUUGCCCAGGCACUCCAUGAGGAGCUGUCACUCAGAGUGGAAGGAGACUCAUUCGAUAAAAGUGUUCUCUGGACUCCUCUCCCAUGGAAGCUCCAUCCAUUCUUACAGAAAGGCCAGUUUGGGAGAAGCUCCAAUAAGGAUAACAUUGUGAACAAGGAGGUUUCGGCUACCAAAUUUGACAUUUUUAAUUACCAGUCUCUGCAGGGCGGUACCAAAGCUCAAGUGAAAGUUGGCGAGUUUGUCCUCAAAUCUCAUGGUGUUCAACAUCUUUCCCUAAAUGAAGAACUCAUAACGUGGGGUGAACACCACAAUCUGACUCCUUCUGCUGUUUGCAGUCAAAGUUGUCCACUUGGAUUUAGGAAAACACCUGUUGAAGGGAAACCAUUCUGUUGUUUUGAUUGUGUCCCAUGUCCAGAUGGAGAGAUUGCAGAUCAAAUAGGUAUGAAUCAAUGCAUCAAGUGUCCUGAAGAUCAAUAUCCAAAUAAGCAGAGGAAUCAGUGUCUCCCUAAAAUUACAACAUUUUUGUCCCAUGGAGAUACUCUGGGAGCAGUUUUGGUCUCUGUGGCCAUUAGCUUUGCUGCCUUUUCAGCCAUGAUUUUAGGAUUAUUUAUCCACUAUCGGGACACACCCAUUGUCAGAGCGAACAACAGAAAUCUCAGUUAUCUCCUCCUCGUUUCUCUAAUGUUCUGUUUCUUUUGCUCACUAAUAUUCAUUGGCCAACCUAGCGCAGUCACUUGUGUCUUGAGACAAAUGAUUUUUGGGGUUGUAUUUUCCAUUGCCGUUUCUGCUAUCUUGGCAAAGACCUUCAUUGUGGUUGUGGCCUUCAAAGCCACUAAGCCAGGAAGCAGCUUACAAAUGUGGAUGGUGACCCGACUCUCAAACGCUAUAGUCUGCUGUGGUUCCAUCAUUCAAGUGUGCAUCUGUGCAGUCUGGCUGGGAACCUAUCCCCCUUUCCCUGAUGUGGACAUGCAGUCAGAGUUUGGUCAAAUCAUCCUGUGGUGUAAUGAGGGGUCCACCAUUGCCUUCUAUUGUGUUCUGGGAUACUUAGGAUUUCUGGCCAGUCUGAGCUUGCUUAUUGCUUUUCUGGCAAGAAGGCUACCUGACAGCUUCAACGAGGCAAAAACAAUUACAUUCAGCAUGCUGGUUUUCUGCACUGUGUGGAUUUCUUUCGUACCCACUUACCUGAGCUCCAAAGGCAAAACCAUGGUGGCUGUGGAAAUUCUCUCAAUUCUGGCCUCCAGUGCUGGCUUGCUGGGGUGUAUAUUUCUUCCCAAAUGCUAUGUGAUCCUACUGAGGUCUGGUGGCCGCUCGAGAAAGAAGUUCUUUAAGUUACUUUCUCCUUAA
Molecule: messenger RNA, 2577 nt
Organism: Mastomys coucha (southern multimammate mouse)
Lineage: Eukaryota; Metazoa; Chordata; Mammalia; Rodentia; Muridae
Product: vomeronasal type-2 receptor 26-like
Exons: 6
Coding region: 1-2577 (858 amino acids)
Biological process (GO): G protein-coupled receptor signaling pathway
Cellular component (GO): membrane
Molecular function (GO): G protein-coupled receptor activity
Source: RefSeq, a predicted model, not a curated record